AUGGAGGCCAUCACGGCGCUGGUGCCGACGCACCCGGUGGUGACCAUCGACACGGAGUUCCCGGGCGUGGUGCACGACUCGGCCACGCCGCGCGCCAAGCGGAGCCCGAAGGAGGCCUACGCGCUCGUGAGGAGCAACGUGGACCACCUGAAGCACCUGCUGCAGCUCGGCCUCACCCUGUCCGGGCCCGGGGGCAGCCACCCCGUGGUGUGGCAGUUCAACUUCCGGGGCUUCGACGAGAAGCGCGACCCGCACGCGCCGGAAUCCAUCGCCAUGCUCAAGGCCCACGGCAUGGACUUCGCCAGGCUUAACCAGGACGGCAUCGACCCGGGCGACUUCACCGACGAGUUCAUGCGCUCCGGCCUCAACCACCGCUGCCCGCGCCGGGGCAGAAGCGCCCCCGAGCCCCUCACGUGGGUGGCCUUCUCGGGCUCCUACGACUUCGCCUACCUCGCCAAGAUGCUCUUCCGCCGAGGCAACAGACGGUUGCCGCAGAAGCUCGAGGACUUCAGAAGGCGCGUGGAGCUGCUCUUCGGCCCGUGGGUGCUCGACGCCAAGUACAUUGCCAAGACCUGCAGCAGGCUCGGCGGGCUGGAGCUGGUGGCCGGCGAUCUCGGGGUCCAGCGCCGAGCCGGCGUCGCCCACAACGCCGGCUCCGACAGCCUUCUCACCGCCGACCUGAUGCACGCCAUUGUGUUGCCCCUCGAUUACGACGUGCGCAAGAUACACGGCGGAAAGAUCGAUGGGCUCGUCUAA
Messenger RNA from Triticum urartu, 756 nucleotides. Its product is annotated as putative CCR4-associated factor 1 homolog 9. Gene Ontology annotation, cellular component: CCR4-NOT complex. The record is from RefSeq and is a predicted model, not a curated record. Lineage: Eukaryota; Viridiplantae; Streptophyta; Magnoliopsida; Poales; Poaceae. Gene Ontology annotation, molecular function: poly(A)-specific ribonuclease activity; nucleic acid binding.